CCGACUGACCCUGGUACUAGAUGUCGAGAACGAUCUGACAAUGACUGAAAGGAAGAAUCUAUCAAACGUAACUAUGUAUAUAUAGCCCUCCUCUACCCCCUAAACUCUUGUCUUUCUUGUCUAUCAUUCACUCUUCAUGCACCUUCCCCAUUGUUCUCGUUCCCCCUUGAACAUGUUACCAUCACAACUGAGCUUGGCGGCCCCUACAGCCAUGUCAUCCUUUCAAGCCGACAGUGACAAUAUCCCCCCCAGCCUGUACACAUCUCACAUCCGAUUCAAUUGGCUUGAAUUACCAAGCUCCGGAGUCGCCUCGCCAUCUGUCAAGUCGAUUCAUCAUGGCGACAUUCCCCGUGAGGCUCAGGCAUUAUGGAUCAAGAAGGAGGAUCGUUGGCCCCUUGGGCAUGCCAUUACGGUGGCAUUCCUUGAGCGACCGAACCAUCUUCACGCCGAUCGAGUGAUUCAGACAGUCGCCCAAUGUGCUGAGCAGUGGGUCCAAGACGCGAACAUCAGUUUUCAAUUUCUCAGGACCACAGCAAAUAGCCACGCCAUAGGAAAUGCUGACCUCCAAAUCACUUUUCAGCGUGGUAUUAGUUGGUCUGUUAUUGGAACACAGGCGCUAGGGUGCCGGGGAAGAACUAUGAAUCUUGCAGUAGAGCCAUGGCAUGUGCCCGAUCAGAUCCGUCGCAUAGCAUUCCAUGAGCUUGGGCACGCCCUCGGAUUCCGUCACGAGCACGCCUCCCCGGCAUCCAACCUCAAGUUUGACAAGAGAAAAUGGAUGAUCCAUACCGGGAAAACAGAGGAAGAUUUCGAGACGAACUUUGAAAAGCAAAUUGAUGAUCGGCCUCGCCUAGUCUCAAAAUUCGACCGACAAUCUAUCAUGAUCUACGAGAUCCUUCCAGAGUAUGAAUGGAAUGUGGAUGGAGUUAACAUCCCUUCGACCAAUUGUCUGUCCGUUAUAGACCAGGCAGUUAUCAAAAUUGUAUAUCCCUUCCAACCAGCCAGCCGUCAACUUGUAAAUGACAGAUGGUACUGUCAGAACGGGAGCUGCAGGCCGGGAAGGGCUCAGUGUAAUCUUUGCAAGUAUAUUUCGGAGCUCUCUCCUUUGGGAGAAUAGGAAUGGUCGGAAAUUGGUUGGAUAAAAGAUCCUGGUCAGAACUAACCAUCGUGGAAGCACAUGUGAUGUCGCCAAUGGUUUCGUUCACGGAGUUGGGUCUCAUAAUAAGUUUCUCUGUUUACAGACGGGAUUUCUGGCUGUACGACGCUCCUUUCUAGAUGGUAGAUAUAUUAGAGAAAGUUUAGAUGCAGUUAGAUGGCUACUGAUUAGUUUUUUUAUUUGCCCCGACCCAAAAAUGUCUUUACUACGAUCUGGAUAACGCGAG
Fusarium verticillioides 7600 is the source of this 1379-nucleotide messenger RNA. RefSeq lists its product as hypothetical. The transcript has a single exon. The record is from RefSeq and is a predicted model, not a curated record. Gene Ontology annotation, molecular function: zinc ion binding; metalloendopeptidase activity. Bases 137 to 1114 code for a protein of 325 amino acids. Gene Ontology annotation, biological process: proteolysis. NCBI's taxonomy places the organism in Eukaryota, Fungi, Ascomycota, Sordariomycetes, Hypocreales, Nectriaceae.